CUUCCGUGGACGGUCUCGCCUUUUUGCUCCGGGUCCCCGCCUAUUUCCAAACCCCUCAUACAUGGCCGGCCGCUUUCCCAUUUCCCUGUCUGCACCGCGUGGGGGGUUGGGGAGAUUGAGCUCGCAGUGACAGGCUCGGCGCUCCUCUGCCCGUGAGUAAAAUGGCGGCUGCAGCCUCAGCCGCGGUCACGUGGCCCGCCCCGCCCCGCCGUGACGCACGAACGCACGCACGCCCGUUCCGCGAGCGCGGCCCCGACCGGACCCGAGUGAUGGCGGAAAGCGAGGCAGGAUCGGCGGCGGCCACUCCGCCCUCCCAGCCCUCGGAGAGCGACGUGGAGUCUUGGGAAAGCGGCGGUGAGUCGCUGGAAUGUGCCGAGGGAGUGGCGGCCGCAGUGGUGGGCAGGGAGCAGCCGGCUGUGUAUGCGGCGGCCCGGGAGCGGGUGGGCGGCCGCCUGCAGGACAGCAAGAGCCUGGACGGCAUCAGCCAGGUGUUGGGCGGUGUCCGAGGCCGCGACGGCAAACUAGAAGGGCGGAGGGCCACCAUUUCGAGUGCUCUUGAGCUGGAGGGUACGGUCAGCCACGACGGCGACCUCACCCACUAUGUGGCGAACAACUUGCAGCACAAGAUCAAGAUGAGCUCGAGGCAGAGCUUGGAGUCUGGAAGCAGCGUGAAAGCCAAAAGUAUGCAGAGAUUAAAAUCAGAUAUUCCACCAAUUGAUCCUGGGGUACUGCAAGAUUUGGAGAGAGAUGCAAAAGAGGUGGCACAAAAAGUUGAUCAAAUGAUGAGAGGCUUAAAUGCUACUAUCCAGAAUAUGACAGCACUUAGCGUGGGGUAUAUUCAGACUUACCGUGAUUCGGUUGACAGUCUUGGAGAGUCAGUGGAUAUGAGUAUAAAGGGCAUGUACACACUAAUGGCCCGCUGUGAAGAGCUGGACAGAUCAAUGCAGCCCAUUCUGGUUCUAUCUAAACAGAUCCGUGAGGUCAAAAGAACUCUGGAAAUGUUUGAAACACUCUGCAAGUAAAGACCAUUGCUGAUGUUGUUUAAUAAUUGAACUUUAAAAAAAAUACAUUAGCUGCUUUGGACAAUGUCCUGAACUGCAGCACUAGCUAAACAAUCCAGUGUUGAACGUAAGAAGGCAGAAACGGCGUUGAAGAAUAUACCAUCUGAAGUCCCACAGUUAGCAGCACUAGGUGAUAAUGGCAUCUUCGUAUCCAACAAAGACAUUGUUAUGCUGCUGAACAAAACAUCAUGUAUUUGACUUGGAAAAAUUGUUUAAAUCCUUGAACUUUAUGCUGUAACCAGUUAGGAGAUUUGCAUGCAGUCCUUAAGAAUUAUCUGUCAUUCAUUCUUCAAAUUGAAGACCUGUUAUUUUUGGACUUUUAUGAAUUUGGAAACUGGAUUGACCAAUUGACAUUUUCAGAUAGGGAGAGCAUGCCUUGAUUAAUGGUGCAGAUGCAGAGCACUGUCAGUUCACCUGUCUUAUGACUGGGAAGCACAAUCUGGAGAAAAUAUAAUAUUUAUUGUAAAAUGCACUUGAAAUGAAGUUGUGGGGAAAGUAACAGGAGUAUGUAAUAACAGAACUAUAACAAGGCAUGAAAAUAAGUAAUAUCUCUGGCAUAUAUUACCUUGAAAUAUUCUGAAUUACUGAAGUUAGAGUAAAAUUUACAAAAACUAUUUGAAUAUGAGGUGAUGAGCACAUUAUGAUAAAUCAUGUUUAAUUUAAAUUGAAAUCAUUUAAUUUGUUUUAAUUAAAUGAAAUAAGGCAGUAACUUCAUCUGAAAUUUAGAUAUAAAUGUGAAACCUUAAUAUCAAACUAUUUUUGGGUACAAGUGAGUUCCAGUAACCUGAUGGGUUCUCCUGCAUCCAGUAAUUUGACUACAGCAAUGUUGCUAAUUAUUGCACAUAUUUUGGAAAAAGACCUGAAACUUCAUGUGUGAAGCCAAAAUGGUGCAGCACAUCAUGAAUGGUAUUGUAGUUCAGUUAUAGCAUGUUUCCUGAGUCGUAGGAUUGUAGGUUCAAACUAUGUUUCACUAACUUCUGUGCCAAACAGAAAAAUACUGCAGAGACAGAAAUGAUGUCCUUUUGUUGAGAUGUUAAACUUGCACCAAACAUUUUUUGCCUUGUGUGGAUGAAGGCUGAAAUGGCACUUCAAAGAAGAACUGACUUUCCUUUCAGUUGUAGCCAGAUCAUUUGUCCUAGUUAAAUUAUUGUACUACAAAUACUUGGGUGCUUUGGGAUACUUCCAGAAGUGUCAGAUUUCCUCCCACAUCCCAGAACCAACUGGUUGGUAGAUUAAUUACUCACUGUAAAUUAAUUGACUCUGCUGUAAGUGGGUAUUAGGAGAAUGUGGAGGUUGGGGGCUGCUGUGGGACAGCUGAGGGACAAGGGACAUGAGAGAUACAGUGCUGCAGGAAAAUAAGUGAGAGAGUGAAAUUGCUCUGACAGCCUGGCCAAGUAACUUGUGGUAUGUGAAAGUGAAUCAUGCCAUUAUAAACCAUGUUUAUAUCCAGAGUUAAUUACUUAUCUGAAGAGAAGGAAAACAAAAAUGCAAUUAUCCUUACAGUUUUGUUAUAAUUAAUAUUGCACUCUCUACCUGUCUGGAGUUUUUCUGCAGAAUGCAUGUGCUAAUUUUCUUUCUGGACAUAGUCAAGUGAAUCCGCAUGGAACAGUUGCACAAUUCUGCAGGGAUCUGCUUUGCAUUCAGGCUGAGUGAAACCAGUUUUGCUAUCAGUGAAAAUUUGAAUCAGAAUCAGGUUUAAUAUCACUGCCACACAGUAUGUCGUGAAAUUUGUUACUUUGUGGCAGCAGUACAUUGUAGUAAAUAAUAAAAAAUGUAAAGUACAACAAGUAUAUAUAAAAAAUAAAAUUAAGUAAGUAGGGCAAAGAAGGGGAAAAAUACUGGGGUAGUGUUCACGGAUUCAUUGUCCAUUCAGAAAUCUGAUGGCAGAUGGGAAGAAGCUGAUACUGAAACUUGAAUGUCUCUCUUCAGGCUCCAGUACAAAGGUAACAAUAAGAAGAGGGUUUGUUCUGGGUGAUGGAGGUCCUUAAUGUUGGAUGCCACCUUUGUGAGGCAUCACCUUUUGAAAGUGUCCUGGAUGCUGGGGAGCUAGUGCCCAUGAUGGAACAGGGCUGAGUUUACAACUCUCUGCAACUUCCUCCGAUCCUUUGUAUGCCCCAUAACCACCCCACCCCGAGCCCCGUACCAGAUGGUGAUACAACCAGUUAAGAUGCUCUCCACAGUACAUGGGAGCAUCUCGAGAAAUAUACAUGCAUCUUUGGUGACAUACCAGUUCUUCCCAAACUCCUAAUGAAAUUUAGCCACUGUUCUGCCUUCUUCAGAGAUGUUGUCACCCAGGAACUCAAAACAGCUCGUCCUUUCCACUUCUGAUCCUUUGAUGUUACCAAAAUGCAAUCAUAAAAUAUAAAGAUUAUAAAUAUGUUAAAAUUAAUUAGAACAUGUCACUGAUGCUCUGAAGUUUUAUGAUUCAAUUUUGUGCAAGCUCUAUACUGAAUUCAAAUCAGGCUUCUUGCACAAUGUCUUAACAAGUUAUUUUAAUUUUUAAUAUUUGGUUUAUAAGAGAUCCUGUCCAUCUUAACUUGGAGAAACUCCCACAAUACACUCAGAUUAGAAAGUGUUCUUGUAUUAAUAUUUUUCUUUAAGAUAGAAACAUGGAAACCACCCCCCCCCCCCAAAUUCAGCAGAUCUCCUACCUCAUUUGAGUAAGCUUGUUAUUGUCCUUUAAGGCCAUCCCAUCAAGGGUGUAAGUCUUUAUCUUCUUGGGGAAUAAAACCAGUUGAUCUUUCCAAUUUUAAUCCUAACUUUGGUGAAAUAGAGAACAUUGGUUUUAUUUUGGUUAACCCCAUUAUUGCCGCAGAUCAACAAAGUAAUUUAAAGAAGAAUUAUAUAAUUUGAGAAUAAUUAGUGUGCAUCUAUUAGCGAAUUCCAAACUAACAUGGCAAGCAUAGUAAUGAUUUUCUGUAUUUUGACAAUUUAUUUAUUGAAUUUCUUUAAUAGAUAAUGAGAAUCAAAAGUGCUGGUUCUUUUCCCCCCUCAAUGCAAAAUUAUAGAAAUCCUGAAUAUAUUCAGGAGUUCAGGCAGGACCUGAACUUCAUCAAAAUUCUGAAACUCUCACAAAGCCCUGAUGAAAUUGUCUAUGUUAUGAAGCUAGUUGAUCGUUGCUUGUGAUCUCAAAGAGAGCUGCUGCCACUUGCCUAUUUGGAUGAAGGAUUGGACUCCACCCUAAUUAUUUGGGUGGAUAUGUAUGACAUGAAGAAUGGUAAGAUAAUUAAAUUUACAUUGGGAUAAUAACUGAUUCAUUGAAACAGGCACUUUGUCCUACUAAGUCUGUGCCAACCAUCAUCCCUCACUACUAAUACCACUUGCCUUCAUUACUUAGUGCCCUCAUUCAAGUAUCUCCCAGGAUGCAUCUUAAAUAUUGUCACUAUUCCUGCCUCCACUACCUCCUCUGGAAGCUCAAUCCAGAGACCAGCUACUCUUAAAAAAUUUACCCCUCAAGUCUUAAACCUCUUUCUUCUCAGUUUGACCCUAUGCCCUCUAAUUUUAGACAUCCCUACCGUGAGGAACAUUGGUUUCUUUCAUAAUUUUUUUAUAUUACCUCUCAGCUGCUUUUGCUCAAGAGAGAACAGUAUUAUUUAGUCUGACCUGAUAAUCCCUCCCAUCCACGUAGCAUCCUUGUAAAUAUUUCUUGCAUUUCCUCGAGCUUAACCAUGCCCUUCCAAUAGUAUAGUGACCAGCACUACAGAUAGUAGUACCAUGUAUAAACUAACCAAUAUUUUAUGCAACUAAAAUUCAGCUAAUAAAAGCAAGCUUAUCAUACGCUUUCUGGACACCCUGCCCGCCAGUGUUGUGAUUUUCAGGGAGCUAGGUACUUGUACCUUAAGGUCUUACUUUGUUCAGCAAAACUCUUUAGAGCCUUGUUAAAUCAUUACUAUCCUUUCUAUGUCUUGUGCUGGUACAACACUUGUAAUCAUUUUUUAUGAACAUUCUCAAUUUAUGUCAACUUUGAUUUUUUUUACAUAAUCAUCGCUCUCCCUUUGCACUGAGCUUCUGGUAGCACAGUAGUUGGGGACUACUGACUGAUUUUGCCUGAUAAUUUUCAAGCUGGAGAUCUCAAUCGGCUUCUUAAAUUUUUGGCAACCAAGAAUUUCCAACACCAAGAUGAUGAUCGCCAGUUAUGUUUCAUCGUAUGGGAGAUUUAGCUCGUACUGUCCUGAUACUAUGAGAUAUUCCAUUGUAUAAAUGUUACAUUUUUAAAAUGAUUUUGUAAUAUAAAGAUAAAUUAUUCCACUCUG
Molecule: messenger RNA, 5314 nt
Organism: Hypanus sabinus (Atlantic stingray)
Lineage: Eukaryota; Metazoa; Chordata; Chondrichthyes; Myliobatiformes; Dasyatidae
Gene: borcs6
Product: BLOC-1 related complex subunit 6
Exons: 4
Coding region: 162-1022 (286 amino acids)
Biological process (GO): lysosome localization
Cellular component (GO): BORC complex
Source: RefSeq, a predicted model, not a curated record